Molecule: messenger RNA, 167 nt
Organism: Acaulospora morrowiae
Lineage: Eukaryota; Fungi; Glomeromycota; Glomeromycetes; Diversisporales; Acaulosporaceae
Source: the annotation of a GenBank genome assembly
CUAAAGAUUUGGUAAAUAUAUUACGAGAAGCUAAUCAGGAAGUCGACCCUAAGCUUCUUGAGCUUGUGAAACUCGCUGUCGCUAGCACUAGUAAUGGACGUUCAAGAUAUGGCAGCAGUAGUGGGCGCGGUUAUAAUUCUGCUGUAAAUAACCGCUCUCGUUGGUGA